Molecule: messenger RNA, 1732 nt
Organism: Actinia tenebrosa (Australian red waratah sea anemone)
Lineage: Eukaryota; Metazoa; Cnidaria; Anthozoa; Actiniaria; Actiniidae
Source: RefSeq, a predicted model, not a curated record
AGAGCUUAGACUCUAUUACACCACUAGCUUAUUCAAGACUAGAGCCGAAGAGGUUGUUUUGCUUGUAGUUGCUAUUAAUUACAGCUUAUUGUAAUAUUGCUGCAUUGUGUAAACCAACCAACACUCCUAGAGAAUGGAAAAUCAAUUCUUGGACGUCAUUCUCAGCUCUUACAAUUGAUAAAUGACGUAACCAUAGCAGGAGGCGUGGGCAGGAGUUGAGCUUUGAAGUAAAAAUAUCAACUGAAGUAAAUAAAAGUUGUAGUUGAGGAAGUGUACAGUUUAUAUUACCAGAGCCAAGAAAAUGGAUGUAAAAUCUCUUCGUGAUCGAGAGUUCAAUAAACGAGUAAGAGAUGUCGUUUCGAGGGACCAAAACAGACUCCGAGAGACAUUCGACAAGUAUGACAAGGAAUGUGCUGAACGUAUGGCAGAGAUACAUCACAUGCAGGAAAAAGUUCGCUUCUCAAUGAGAAGUUUAGCCAUGGAUAAGAUUCACAUCAACCAAGCCAAUAGUGUUGCAAGGAACCAUCGUAGAAGCGAUGAAUCAAGAGUGCAGUCAGAUGCUAAAGAAGAUCACACUCGAGGAAGUCAGGUCACCAAUAAACCAGACGAUGAUGGUCAAGAAAGUAAACAAACCAAGAGAGAUGUAAAUGAGGUUAGCAAGCGCCAUCGUGCUUCUGUAACCUCUAUGUUUUCAAAACCACGAACACUGGAUAUUCCUGGUCCUACGACUAACAGAAGAGCAUCUUCGCCGUUUGCUUUACCACCCUCGUCCGCUCGAAGUCCUCAACAACCUCGUCAUGAAACAACGAAUAAUGUUUAUAUUACUGGAAGUAGACCAACAAUGUCAUCUUCUUACCCUACAACAGAUGGUUACAUGAUUCACACGUUGAAUAAGACACCAAGAUCUCAACCAAAAUUAACAGACACCCACAACAUGCUUUCUGUUAACGAUAUGCGAAUGACCACAAAAUCACCAGUAAUUAAUUUACGACGGAAAUCAGCCGGCGAAGUUGGGGACAACCGACAGGUUUCCGAACGAAAAGGGGAUAGAGAUUGUUCUCCGAAUCACCUCCGAACGGACACUCGUCAGAGAAGUACUAGCGUUUCUCACUUUCCAAAACCACAUAUAAGCAGUCCAAGAAACCAAAGAAAACUAUCGACUGCUGGACAAAAAGGGGUUAGAGAUUCCUCCCUGAAUCGCCUCCGAACGGAAACUCGUCCUGUUCGUCAGAGAAGUACAAGUGUUUCUCACUUGCCCAACCCACAUGUAAGCAGUCCAAGAAAUCAAAGAAAACUAUCGGCUACUGGACAAAAAGUUCAACUGUUUCGAACCAGAAGUAAUUCUCUGCCAGAUUUACUCUCACCUGAUUCCAUUCUGACGACUACACAACAAGGUGGAUCAGCAGAAGACGGCGUUGCAAGCAAGAAGAGCAAAGAUGUGCAAAAAUCUGAACCCAUUCAAGUCGGUUCAGCAAGUUGCCAGGCAAAGCCUGAUAACAGCCCAUUAGCUCGUAGCUUUGAAGAAAUGAGACACUGCAGGUAUUUGCGAUGUAGUGAUACAGAUAUAUAAUCAUCUUCAUUACCAUUAAUAUAGUCAAUAUGGACAAUAGUUUAUAGUAGGUUCGAAGGAAUAGUGACAACAACCUCUUGGUGCAUUGUGCAACUAAUUGUGCAGAGUUCCUGUCAAUUUCUGUAUGUAUAUUUAGAGAAAAUAAAAUAUGAAUACUUUCGA